Microsporum canis CBS 113480 is the source of this 1068-nucleotide messenger RNA. RefSeq names its product 3-demethylubiquinone-9 3-methyltransferase. NCBI's taxonomy places the organism in Eukaryota, Fungi, Ascomycota, Eurotiomycetes, Onygenales, Arthrodermataceae. Gene Ontology annotation, biological process: ubiquinone biosynthetic process. The record is from RefSeq and is a predicted model, not a curated record. Bases 1 to 1068 code for a protein of 355 amino acids. The transcript has a single exon. Gene Ontology annotation, molecular function: 2-methoxy-6-polyprenyl-1,4-benzoquinol methyltransferase activity.
AUGAGAAGCCCAGUCGUCUUUCGCAAUAUGAGACCAGUUAGUCGGCUACGAAGCUGCAUAUUAAAGAAGGACUCGGUUCUCCUUUGCACGAUUCACAAUGGCUCAGGCCUCAGGACGGGGAGCUUUCCUAUUUCCAUACGACGCCGGAAUCAUUCAACAACAGCAUCCUCUCCAUCGUCCUCCUCCGUGUCAUCCGCAGAAAUGAACCAUUUUGCGACUCUAGCAAACAGUUGGUGGGACCCUCUUGGGCCUUCACGCAUCCUACAUUUAAUGAAUCCGCUCCGUCAUGAAUUCAUCGCAUCAUGCCUCUCCCAAUCGCACACACACCGUCAGCAAGAAAAUCAGCCAGGAGGGUCGGGGGGGGGAUCAAUAAGUGGCAGCACAGGGCUAAGUUAUCUGGAUAUAGGCUGUGGCGGGGGAAUAUUUGCAGAAUCACUCGCCAGAACCAUCCCACUCACACCAUCCGGAUCUUCAACCAACACCAAUGCAUCUUCCCUCCUGGCCAUCGACCCAUCCCCGGUGAUGAUCGAAAUUGCUCUCUCCCACGCACGCAAAGACCCGACAUUAUACACCCACAUCCAGACCGGUAAAUUCCAAUAUAAAAAUACCUCUCUCGAAGACCUGAUAGACUCUACCUCAGCACCUACCGCUGAUGUCAAUGCUGCAGCUACAAAUACCCCAUCAUUCGACAUGAUAACGCUCUUUGAAGUUCUUGAACAUGUUGACCCAUUAACUUCCUCACCACAGGCCUUCCUACGGAACUGUCUUCGUUUACUGAAACCAGGCGGGUGGCUUGUUGGUUCGACAAUUGCGCGCACAUGGCCUUCGUACGUUAUCAACCAGGUCAUUGCUGAAGCUCCGUGGCCCAUUGGCGUUGUGCCAAAGGGCACUCAUGAAUGGAGUAAAUUUGUUAAUCCAGAAGAAUUACGUCAGUGGGCGGAGAUAGAAGGCUCGUCGAACAUAGAAUGGAGGUGUGUUGGCGCCAUGUAUGCUCCUGGCUUGGGAUGGAAGAUGGUCCCUGGCUCGGAGCAAUGGGGCAACUACUUCUGGGGUAUAAGGAAGCUAUGA